UUAAGUAUCAACACAUUUUCUCGACUUUGAUUUAAUAUCUCGCAUUUCUCUUUAGAUUCUAGUGGGUUUGUUGUUUAUCCAUUGAUUCACUCCUCAAUUAUUGAGUUUUCAAAGAAGCCCCGUUUUAGGGUUCAAACACGCCAUCUCGAUCAAAUCAACUUGCGUGGCCUUUGAUCUAUUCUAAAUAAAAUCUUCCUUCAGAAAAGAUCAUAGCUUUAUUAUUUAUAGCCAAAGGUUUUUCUGGGAAUUUGUGAGUUUUUCCCUGAUUUUGGAGAUUUGAGAUUUCUGUCCGAGUUACAAUGGCUGCUGCUGUUGCCGGAGUUGUUGGUGGUAAUAGGUCAUGUUCUCCCUGGAUUCAAUUCAAGGACAGUGAAAAGAAGCAGAAACGUUUGAACAGAGUUAAGAUUUCUUCUUGUUGUUCUUCUUCUGUAAUGGAUCCUUAUAAGACCUUGAGAAUCCAGCCUGGUGCCUCUGAAUCUGAGGUUAAGAAAGCUUUUAGACAGCUUGCUUUGCAGUUUCAUCCGGACGUUUGCAGAGGAAGCAAUUGUGGGGUACAGUUUCACCAAAUCAAUGAGGCAUAUGAUGUAGUGAUGGAAAAUUUGAGAGGAGGAACAAAUGGAAGUGAAAUGUAUGGUGAUGAUGAAGAUGGAGGGAUUGAUGAAUCAACGAGAGGAAUGAACGAUCCAGAUUGGGAUUUAUGGGAAGAAUGGAUGGGAUGGGAAGGAGCAGGAAUCCGUGACUACUCAUCUCAUAUCAAUCCCUACAUUUGAUCAUUUUCAUUUCAUACGCCGUGGCUGCCGAACCCACCUAGUGAGAUAAGAUUUGUUGAUAUUGUUGUCGUCCCUUAGGUGGCUCUUAAUCUUCGGAAGCCAUGUUGAACUUCAACUAAUUCAAGCCGGGUAAGAUGUAUCUAGUGGUUGGUGUCCUUACUAAUUGAAGUCAAAUCAAAUCGGAUCGGAUCGAACGGGUUGGAUGCACUUGGUGGUUGGCAUUUUGCUCAUUCAAGUCAAAUCGGGUCGAUCAUAUGGAUCCAGUAGCUGGUGUGAUUCCUAAUUCAAGUUGAAUCAAGUUGAAUGGAGUGGUUGGUGUUUGCAUAUAGUCUUGGUAGGUUGAAAGUCACUCUCAUCUGAUCAAUAAUUGAUUGAAGCAGAGUGAGCAAGUGACUUAUUGUAUAUCUAUGAAUGAAAUUCAAAAAGCAAAUAAAUACUUUAUUUUCUUCAUUUGGAUAUGUCUAUCCAUCAGCUAGGCAGGGUGCUAUAUUAUGUCAAGGAACAAUAUAUUUUAUUCGUGUAAAUUAUUGAAGCUUGAAAGGGUGACACUGACCAAGUGAACAAGACAUUACCCCUGAAUUCACAAUUGUUAA
Neltuma alba is the source of this 1363-nucleotide messenger RNA. Its product is annotated as chaperone protein dnaJ 8, chloroplastic. The transcript has 3 exons. The coding region runs from base 300 to 770 and encodes 156 amino acids. Lineage: Eukaryota; Viridiplantae; Streptophyta; Magnoliopsida; Fabales; Fabaceae. The record is from RefSeq and is a predicted model, not a curated record.